This is a messenger RNA of Anopheles funestus (African malaria mosquito), 1170 nucleotides long. Its product is annotated as neurogenic locus notch homolog protein 2-like. Bases 292 to 690 code for a protein of 132 amino acids. The record is from RefSeq and is a predicted model, not a curated record. Lineage: Eukaryota; Metazoa; Arthropoda; Insecta; Diptera; Culicidae. The transcript has 4 exons.
UGUCUGGACGCGAACUGGUUCACUCGGUAAAGGAGUUGAACACGGGAACGGAAACAAACAACAAGACAAAAGGAAUUUAAUGCAAAGGGGAUUGUGUUAAAUGAAGCAGCACGAUCGUCGGUUAGCAGGUGUACCAGCAGUUCCAGUGUUUUUAAAGUUUCUAAAGGUGGUGCAAGAUUUGAAUCAAAGGUUCCUUAACUUGAGCUGCUGAAGGUGGACACAUCGAACACAGGGGGACAAAUAGUGUAUUUAAAAAGUCGCUAACAGCUACAAAAGUGGCCAAAGUGAGCGAUGUUUAGAUACGAUCGAUCGUACUACCUUCCUCUUCUGUGUGCGAUCGCACUAGUGGCCGUACUUAUCAGCUCGACGCAGUGCUGCGAUCUGGACCAAACGCAACACGGAUGCCGGAUAGAUAACGGUCAGUGCACUUGUGCGUUUGGCUGCAAAUCGGAAUUUCGCUACGCCACACGGAAGGAGUGCCAAGAUGCGCUGAAGGGCCGCACCAGUGACAUCUGCAAUCGGCAACCGUGCCAAAAUGGAGGAACGUGUACGCAAGUAACGACCAUGCCGCAGUAUAAAUGUCGCUGCGAAGGAACCGGCUACUGGGGCAACCGAUGUCACCGAAUGUGUCCCAAACCCGACCAACUUCCGCCCGGUACGAAAUUCCCGCACGAAUGUGUCGUCAUUUAGACAAGCGUUGCGAGGGGCACGGUUAUUAGCUUCCGUUUUUCGUCACAUAGAUAGACAGACCGCCGAUUAAAUCAGUAUACACAACACGAAUCUCCCGAGUGUGUAGGGAGAUCAUCACAUUUAGUACAAUCAUCGUAAGUGUACCACAACACAGUUCCCUAUCAAUCUUACCACCAUCGGAAUCCGUUGAGGAGACCACAUUAUGUGGCUUUCCGGAUUAAAACAGCACUGACAAAAGCCACAUCCAGGUUGACAUCCGCUCGGGGCAAGAUAAACGGGAGCACCGAAAGCUGCUAGAAAUUUGUUUUAACCGAUGUGGGGCCGGAUCCUGUAGGAUAGUGGUACAACAACCAAAAAAAAACCAAAUCGAUAAUAAAAUCGUUCUCGUGCAUAAUUAUAGUACGUUUUAGCGAAAAGUUUGAAUCAAACUAGUUCGUUAAGGUAUACAAUUUUACAAAUAAAAAUUCUAUUGGAAACAUA